AUGCUUACAAAUUUUAAGGCCAUGGACUGCAGGAUGUCAUUAAAAGUACAUAUGCUUCAUGCUCAUUUGGAAAAAAAGUGUAUAACAGCGCCAUCUGGUGAUUCACAUUUGAAUACGAAUUCUAGUGAAAUGCCCAAUCCAUCAAGACAAAGGAAUUAUGUGUGCGAAGUUCUUUGCGAUUGCUCCAGAUGGCGUUCGAUGCAUAACUACCCGUAUUGUUGGUAUCGAAAAGGAAAAAGGCUAGAUAAUGUGGAAUCUAGAAUAUUUAAACUGGAAGAGAGCGUGCUUCAGCUGGGGGCUAAUAAUCAGCAUAGCUGUGAAGUAAACGGUGAAGUAGAACUAUUGAAGAGACGCCUGAAUCAGUCUGAACAGCAAUGCCUCAUGAAUGAUGUGGAGAUCGCGGGAGUUUUCGAGGCGAACGGCGAAAAUACUGAGCACGUCGCGAUUUCAUUGGCUCAAAUAUUAGAAUUAUUUGAACAGAAAGGUUGGACUCUUGAAUCCAGGGUCACUAGGAAGGUGGACAUACUAGCCGUAAAGGAGACGUGGCUUCGGGAGGGAGAGACGGGACGCGCUCCUCAGGUGACGGGUUACAGGCUUCGACAUAUUCCGCGCCCACCGUCGGUUCGCACUCGCGGUGGAGGCGUAGGUUUUUACAUUAAUAAAAUGAUGUCUGUUCGUUUAUUGUCACAUCCUGCUGUAAAUCUAGUUGAACAGAUGUGGAUGCAGCCAAUUGGUUUAGUACUGUCGCUGUAA
This is a messenger RNA of Leptosia nina, 753 nucleotides long. The record is from the annotation of a GenBank genome assembly. NCBI's taxonomy places the organism in Eukaryota, Metazoa, Arthropoda, Insecta, Lepidoptera, Pieridae.